UCCACCGCAUCACCAUUUCCUGAACUUUCUUGCAUUGCAUUUUCCCAAUUUCCCGAUGGACACUAAGCACUUGAAACAACAGGUCGCCUACGUUAGGAAGUCCCUCUUUGAUCAGGGCUACCUAGAUGAUCAAUUUAUGCAACUUGAGGAUUUACAAGAUGAUGCAAACCCUAAUUUCGUAGAGGAAAUUGUAUCUUCCUUCUACAGUGAUUCAGCAAGAUUGAUCCACAACAUUGAACAGGCAUUAGCGAGGAGGCCUGUUGAUUUCAGUAAGCUGGAUGAUUACAUGCACCAGUUCAAGGGAAGCAGCUCAAGCAUUGGAGCUAAAAAGGUGAAGAUGGAAUGCUCACAGUUUAGAGAAUACUGCUGUGCAGGAAACAUUGAGGGAUGCAUUAGAACUUUCCAACAACUGAAGCAAGAGCAUGCCACUUUGAGGAGGAAGCUCGAAGCUUAUUUUCAGUUGGUCAGACAAACUGGGCAAGGUGAGACAUCCUGAAGUGGCAACCAACAUAUAUAUGUAAAAUGUAUAACAUAUAUAAAAAUUAAUGAUAUAAAUGGUGAUGGAGACAAUACAUGCACAAGGAAUCCUGAGCAAAGGCAUUUGCUGGCGUUGGACUGUACGAGUAUAGAGUCCCCCACUAGUUGUAAAGGAUCUUCAAGAAUUUGUCUUUGGCCUGUCUUAUCAGAUGUAUUAAUUAUAGCAGGUAUAUGUGUAAUUAAGUCUUAUAAUUAUUAAAUAAUCACACUUAGUUCUGUGCUUAUGAUCA
Messenger RNA from Manihot esculenta (cassava), 767 nucleotides. Its product is annotated as histidine-containing phosphotransfer protein 4. Gene Ontology annotation, molecular function: protein histidine kinase binding; histidine phosphotransfer kinase activity. The record is from RefSeq and is a predicted model, not a curated record. Gene Ontology annotation, cellular component: nucleus; cytoplasm. Lineage: Eukaryota; Viridiplantae; Streptophyta; Magnoliopsida; Malpighiales; Euphorbiaceae. The coding region runs from base 56 to 496 and encodes 146 amino acids. Gene Ontology annotation, biological process: cytokinin-activated signaling pathway; phosphorelay signal transduction system; phosphorylation. The transcript is spliced from 5 exons.